GUUGUUUUACGGAAUCGAACGAGAGUUCGUUUAAUUCCUAAGUACCAAAGUUUAAUUGUAAUGAAUAAUGUUCUUCGGUGAGAAAAAAAUCGUUGGCACUGAAAAGCGUUUCUCAUCAAAGGAUUUAUUUGAAUAUCUAAAAUCGCUGAUGAAAGAAGCUAUCCAACAUGAUAGUCGAUGCGAACCAUCUCACUACGGCUGGCUCAGAUCCAGGACCCUGAACGAAGCACCUGCGGACCACUACUUGGACGACCUUAGACCUAUCGUCAGUAAGAUGUCACCAGAAAGUUGCGCCGCCAUAGCUGUUAAACUUGACAGCUUAACAAGCGAACGCGGUUACACUACACCUGACCUGCUCACUCUUAUAAAGAGUCUGUUGCACGAAAGAGACAGCAUGCAAAACAUUGACAGAACCGUCAGAGCAGCCAAAGAGGUUAGAUUGGGAAAGAUAAUGAAUAAGGUACAUCCAGAGUUGAAGGGUAGACAAGCCACCGUGUCUUUUAUAGUGGAAAGUAAAAUGUAAUGAAUUAAAUAGGUUAUCUAAUUUCAGUUUUAUUUUUAAAAAUGGAAAGUAAGAUGUAA
Molecule: messenger RNA, 582 nt
Organism: Pectinophora gossypiella (pink bollworm)
Lineage: Eukaryota; Metazoa; Arthropoda; Insecta; Lepidoptera; Gelechiidae
Exons: 3
Coding region: 68-523 (151 amino acids)
Source: RefSeq, a predicted model, not a curated record